Molecule: messenger RNA, 3338 nt
Organism: Mizuhopecten yessoensis (Yesso scallop)
Lineage: Eukaryota; Metazoa; Mollusca; Bivalvia; Pectinida; Pectinidae
Product: beta-1,3-galactosyltransferase brn-like
Exons: 2
Coding region: 898-1947 (349 amino acids)
Cellular component (GO): membrane
Molecular function (GO): UDP-glycosyltransferase activity; hexosyltransferase activity
Source: RefSeq, a predicted model, not a curated record
AUCGAGUGUGUAGAUGCAAGCGCUCAGAAAAUUGCAUCAGCGAAAGUGAGGAAGUUUUACUCCACGUGAUACAUUCAUCGUCGUAUAAGCAUCGUGUGAAUCUAUUGUGAUGUAGGAAAUCAUUAUAUGACAAAUUGUUAGGUUAGACGAACUGUGGUGGUUAAUGUAUAGAGUUUUUAUUCUAUAACCAUACCGUACAUGUACUGGAGUUACCUGUGUAAUGGAUUGCGGGUGUGAUUGUACAAAACAAAAAAACAAAAUAAGAUUCUGUUGACUGCUGGAUAUUUCCAUCGAGGGCAUAAGGAAGACCAACUGACCGGCUUUUACUAUUCUCGAUGCACUUCAAGGCGGAUAAUAACACGCAAUCACCUUGAGAAGUGUAACUACAUAAGAUGCACUACCUCACAUCAUACACGGAACCAACAGCCAUGUGGAGUAAUAAUGAUACAUAUAUAUACAUAUUGAUUUGACAUAUUUUGAUACAUUUGAUACAUCAAAUCAUUUGUCAAACGAAGACUUUAUAAACUUUAUAGAUUUAUAAACACAAAAUUAGAUGCCUUUUGGACUGCUGUUACAUUCCGAACUAAAUCGUGAAUACAGGCGCGAUAUAAUUUAAAUGUAAUGGCAAUAUAUGUUGCGAAGUGUAUAGACAUACCAACAAAUGGUUCUAUGUCGUCGUAAUAAACAUAUCAACAAUACCCAUCUGCCCGCGAAUAUCGAAGACAGAAAUCGGGAUAAACAAGAAAAAAUAGUUUAAAGACUACUCGUACGUAACAAAGAUUAAUGCAAAGCUGAGUUCAUUUGUAAUCGCUUCGAUAUACAAUUUAGUAAAAACUUGAUUCUUGAUAACAAGCAGUUCCAAAAAGUUGACGUUAUAUAGCACUUCCGUAAUCGAAUAUGAUCAUGAAAGUCCUGCGUUACAGACGUUUAAAAGCUGGUACGAUGUUUCUUAUUAUACCAACCGUCUUUGCUCUGAUGAUGAUCUACAUGAUACAUAAUCAAAAGGUUUCAAAAAGUGUAAAUGAUAAGAGAGAGAUUCCCUUUCGUAUGUUUCGUUAUCCUCUGGACAUCAACUUCAGAGAAUUAAUUAUCGACAUCAGCAAAACGGGUCAAACACCCGUCAAACCUAUCAAUGUGUAUCCAUAUACAUAUGUAAAACCAAAAGAAAAUAUUUGUGAAUCAAAGGAAGAAAUAACACUGUUGUUUAUGAUAAAGUCAGCACCGGGAAAUUUCGAUCAGCGACAAGCUAUCAGGGAGACAUGGACUAACAGGAAAUAUUUCAAACAAGAUAUCAUCCGUCAUGCCUUUCUUCUUGCACGAACUACGAAUAUAUCAAUAAAUGAUCGUCUUUCAUUGGAGGAAGAUAUGUAUGACGACAUCGUCCAGAUGACGUAUGUUGAUAACUAUUACAGGAACACAUACAAAACUAUUGGAGGCAUUAAUUGGUGUGUUAAGUAUUGUCCCAAAGCUAAAUUUGUUAUGAUGGUGGAUGAUGAUUUUUACGUUGCCACGGAUUUCCUCUUGGAGUACCUGAACGGACUACCUUACAGCACAGUUCGCUCUCUCUUUGCGGGUUACGUGUUUGACGAUAUUCCACAGAGAGGCCCAACUCAGAAAUGGUAUAUGCCAUUUGAAGACUAUCCUUUUGACAAGUAUCCGCCGUUCAUUAGUGCCGGUGCCCUUAUGUUGUCGAUGGAAUUUGUCAAAAAACUCCAGAUUGCUAUCCCAUUUACUAAGCAGUUUAAGUUUGAUGACAUUUUUCUAGCAAUUAUUGCUUAUAAACUCGAUGUGAAGCCGAUAAACCUUGCAGGUUUCCACAUAACAAAGCGUGUUUCACUCGAGGAUGAACAAUUCGACAGUGCAAAAGCCUCCCAUUUCUAUGCAAAUACAAAUGACCUGAGGAUGGCAUGGUAUUACCAUUUAAAAACAAAGAUAUACCGUAAUUAGUAUUGUAAAAACAACGUUGUAUUUUACUGUACUUCUAAUAUCUCCCGCUUUUCGAAACAAAUCGAGGGAUAUUAACUUGGGUCCGUCCGUCUGUCACCUUUCAGUGUCCUUGUAAUAACUACGCUAAAAUGGUCUCAUACAUGCUAAAUUGGUCGCAUACUACUAAAAUGGUCUCAUACUUGCUAAAAUAGUCUCAUACAUGCUAACAUGGUCUCAUACAUGCUAACAUGGUCUCAUACAUGCUAAAAUGGUCUCAGACAUUCUAAAAUGGUCUCAUACAUGCUAAAAUGGUCUCAUACAUGCUAAAAUGGUCUCAUACAUGCUUACAUGGUCUCACACAUGCUAACAUGGUUUCAUACAUGCUAAAAUGGUCUCAUACAUGCUAAAAUGGUCUCAUACAUGCUAAAAUGGUCUCAUACAUGCUAACAUGGUCUCAUACAUGCUUAAAUGGUUUCAUGCAUGCUAAAAUGGUCUCAUGCAUGCUAAAAUGGUCUCAUACAUGCUAACAUGGUCUCAUACAUGCUAAAAUGGUCACAGACAUUCUAAAAUGGUCUCAUAUAUGCUAAAAUGGUCUCAUACAUGCUAACAUGGUCUCAUACAUGCUAAAAUGGUCUCAUACAUGCUAACAUGGUCUCAUACAUGCUUAAAUGGUCUCAUACGUGCUAAAUGGUCUCAUACCUGCUAAAAUGGUCUCAUACAUGCUAAAAUGGUCUCAUACAUGCUAACAUGUUAAGACUAAGUUCACUCGUCAAUGUGAUCCUUUUAUAUUUACACAUAAUUAAUAACACUUAUACAUUCUGAUUGCUAAGUGCAUUAAGUGCUCUAAUAGUGGUUCUAUUUAAACACAAUUUGGUGUGCACAUACCUAUUAACAUGUUUAAGUUCGCUGGUCAAUGUGAUCCAUGCAAAUUUAUGCAUAAUUAAUUACACAUACAUUUUGAUCGGUUUAUUAGUUUCCAUGUAAUAAGUGUGCUUAUUAUGGUCCUAUUUCAACAAAAUGUGUUAUGCACAUACAUAUUAACUGGUAUUAGACUUUGGCAUUUGAAUAAAUGCUCUAUUACAACAAUAAAUGUCUUAUAGAUAUUUUUGGCAAAAUCCUAGCAGAGUUCUCCGGUGUGCUUUAAUUUCAAGUAGAUCACACAAACACGAUAUUAUAAUUGUAUUAAUAUUCACAUAAAGGAAUUUAUAACCUCGGUUUUAUAUUUCAACAUGUUUACCUAUGUGCUUGUAUUCAAUUAUUCGGUUUGAGGUGGAAAUAUGUAAUCUAAUAAUAACUGGGUUAUCUCCCUUGUCACUUCAGUAGUAUGUCAUGUGAGUGCAAUUUUUUUAUUGUUUUAUAUGCCCACCUCUACCCCUGACUUCAUCCCCUUUUGAAUAAAAAAGCAUUUUGCU